Molecule: messenger RNA, 1794 nt
Organism: Vigna umbellata (rice bean)
Lineage: Eukaryota; Viridiplantae; Streptophyta; Magnoliopsida; Fabales; Fabaceae
Product: cytochrome P450 71D11-like
Molecular function (GO): oxidoreductase activity, acting on paired donors, with incorporation or reduction of molecular oxygen; heme binding; iron ion binding
Source: RefSeq, a predicted model, not a curated record
UAAAACACACACAGACAAAGACAACCAAAUCCUUAUCUUUAUCAAGUCUUAGUUCCUUCACCACUCUCUUCCUUCACCAUGGAUUCUCAACUGCUUAAUAUAUCAGCCCUUAUCCUCUCCUUUUUCCUCUUCAUGAUUUUGGCACUCAAAAUAGGGACCAAUCUCAAGAAAACUGAGUCAUCUCCAAACAUACCACCAGGACCAUGGAAGCUACCUGUUAUAGGAAACAUACACAAUCUUCUUUCAACUACACCACACAGAAAAUUAAGAGACUUAGCCAAAAUAUAUGGUCCCUUGAUGCAUCUCCAACUUGGGGAGGUCUUCACAAUCAUUGUUUCCUCACCAGAAUAUGCCAAGGAGAUCAUGAAAAACCAUGAUCUCAUCUUUGCAUCAAGGCCUACAAUUCUAGCCUCUGAUAUAUUGUCUUAUGAAUCCACAAAUAUAAUUUUUGCACCCUAUGGAAACUAUUGGAGACAGCUUCGAAAAAUCUGCACAGUGGAGCUUUUCACCCAAAAACGUGUCAGCUCAUUCCAGCCAAUAAGAGAAGAAGUACUGACCCAUCUUGUCAAAAUGAUCGAUUCACAUAAAGGGUCUCCCUUGAACCUCACUGAAGCAGUGCUUUCAUCUGUAUAUAACAUCAUGUCAAGAGCUGCGUUUGGCAUGAAAUGCAAAGACCAAGAGGAAUUCAUAUCAGCGGUGAAAGAAGCUGUGGAAAGUGGAUCGGGUUUUAACAUAGGAGAUCUGUUUCCUUCAGCUAAAUGGCUUCAAAUUAUUACUGGUUUGAGGCCUAAGCUCGAGAGACUGCACGGACAAGUUGAUAGGAUAUUAGGAGACAUCAUCAGUGAACACAAAGAGGCAAAGUCCAAAGGCAGAGGAGGCCAAGGUGAAGCAGAGGAAGAUUUGAUAGAUGUUCUUCUAAAAUUUCAGGAUGGUAAUGAAAGUAACAAGGAUAUUUACUUAACUAUUGACAAUAUCAAGGCUAUAAUCCUGGAUGUGUUUGCUGCUGGAGGAGAGACAUCUGCAACUACCAUUAAUUGGGCAAUGGCAGAGAUGAUGAAGGAUCCAAGAGUAAUGAAGAAAGCACAAGAUGAGGUGAGAGAGGUAUUCAAUAUGAAAGAAGGAGUAGAUAAAGUUUGCAUGGAUGAACUCAAAUAUUUGAAGUUAGUUGUGAAAGAAACCCUAAGGUUACAUCCACCAGCUCCUCUUUUACUUCCAAGAGAAAGCAGAGAAGAAUGUGAGAUUAAAGGGUAUCAUAUUCCAGUCAAAAGCAAGGUAAUUGUGAAUGCUUGGGCAAUAGGAAGAGAUCCAAACUAUUGGAGUGAAGCAGAAAGGUUUUAUCCAGAGAGAUUCAUUGAUAGCUCUGUUGACUACAAAGGGAACAAUUUUGAGUACAUUCCUUUUGGUGCUGGAAGAAGAAUAUGCCCAGGCAGCACAUUUGGUUUGAUAAGUGUUGAGCUGACACUUGCAUUUUUGUUGUAUCACUUUGAUUGGAAGCUUCCCAUGGGAAUCAAAAAUGAGGAUUUGGACAUGACUGAGCAAUUUGGAGUUACUGUUAGAAGAAAAGAUGACCUAUACUUGAUACCUGUUACUUCUCCAUCUUUUCUGGUAAGAUAAACCAUACCAGAAAUUACUAUAACCUUUUUGAAUUUUUCUGGAUUACCCAAUUGAAAGAAGCUUGUUUUUCUUUGGUGACUUUUUUAGAACUGAAGAUUAUAUGGUGCAUCCAAAGUCAGCGACACUUCUGGUAUGAACUUGCUUUAUAGCUACGGAACUGAAUGCUUCUUUUGUUUCUUA